ACAGCUCUCCGGCUUUCAUAACAGCAUCUCCCUCCAGCGGGGCUGAGCUUGAGGAAUCCAAAAUAAACACCGACACGCAGCAACUUGUGAGCAUCUGCAGCCUCAGAAGGACAGACUUCAAUACCUAGGAGGCCAAGAACAGCUUAAAAUCUCUGGCAAGAUGAUCAAGUCCUUCAAGCAAACGUUUCUGUCCCUGGAUCUACAGUCCCCUCGGUGGAGCGCAGCUGAGACCACGGCAAAAGAUUAUGAGCUGCGUCAGUACGAGACUGCCAAGUGGGUCAGCACAGUGAUUAGGGGAGAGACCCAGAAGGAGGCGCUGCGCCAAGGCUUCUGGAAACUCUUCCACUACAUCCAAGGGAAGAACGAGAAAGAGAUGAAAAUCGAUAUGACUGUGCCAGUGACGUGCCUGAUAAAAUCUGGCUGCACAGACUUCAAGAUCUCCUUCUUUGUGCCAUUCGAACACCAGGACUCCCCACCACAGCCCACAGACUCCGAUGUGUUCAUUGAAGAGCGGAAAGCAGCAGCAAUCUUUGUCCGGUCCUUCGGUGGAUUUGCCUCCCCAGAGAAAUACACUGAGGAAGCUGAAGCCUUGGCCAGAAUCUUAAGAAACAGAGGCCAACCAUUCCAUGAAGACUUCUUCUACACUGCAGGCUAUGACAGUCCCUUCAAGCUCUUUAACAGGCACAACGAAGUGUGGUAUUUUAAAAAGUAAUAUGGGGAGGGGGGUAUUAAGAGAUUACUAAUCAGCUCCGGAUGAAAACAGACCUUAUUAAUGGCUUUUGCUUUAGCACAGAAGGGAUUUAAUUUGCACGUGGACAGAGCAUCUUGUCUAAUUCAGUUUCUCUAGGAUAAAAUACUACUCUGGCUAAAAUGAUUUCAGCUCUUUCUAAAAGAUGUAAUUGAAUUAGAUUGUACCAGCAGGAGCGGGAGGGAGAUAUGGCAAGCCUUUUCCUCUUAUUGAAAGGCUCUAAGGAACACUAAUAACCUGAAGAGCAUUCCCACAAAACAGUUUGAAUGUUAUUUCUCAUCAGAAGUGCCUCAGCAAUAGCUCAAGUGUUAGAGAAUGAGUUCUUCAUAGAGCUGACUUUUCCCAUACUGGUAUCAACCCAAGACUGAAAUACAGGAGAAAUCAAAUGAACUUUUCAGACAAAAAUAACUACCAUAAAUAAGUUUUAAGAAGCAACAAUACCUGAGAGCAGGCUCCAGUGCCUCAUAAGCAGUAACUACUUUUUAAGAAAAUAGUAGUAUUGAAAUCCCCCACUCGACUUUCUCCUCUUGGAGACUGAUGCUGCCUGGCUCCAGACUGAUGCCAGAGACCAGACUACACCAAGUCCAGUAGAAAAGGGAUAAGUGUCCAAUUUGAACACUUAUUCUCUGCAUCAUCUGCGCCUGAACACGUAAUACCAGACUUUGUCGUGGCCUGUAAUUCUAGGAGCAGCAUUUAGCUGACCUACAAAACACUAACUGCUACUUCAGCUAUUUACCUUUGUCCCAAUCUUGCCAUUGGUCAGGUCAAAGGC
Cuculus canorus (common cuckoo) is the source of this 1520-nucleotide messenger RNA. It is a transcript of the gene HEBP2, whose product is annotated as heme binding protein 2. The coding region runs from base 161 to 712 and encodes 183 amino acids. NCBI's taxonomy places the organism in Eukaryota, Metazoa, Chordata, Aves, Cuculiformes, Cuculidae. The record is from RefSeq and is a predicted model, not a curated record. Gene Ontology annotation, cellular component: cytoplasm. The transcript is spliced from 5 exons.